AUGACUUCCCGUCGGCUAUCGCCCCCGUUGGCGUCUCCAUCGUCCUCCCCGGGGAAGGGAAACUCGGCCCCACAGUCCACCGACCCAGCGUGCCCGGAAGCGUCAGAUCAGCGGCGAACGUCCGACGAGGCGUCACAGGAACCGGUUGCAUCCGACACGUCGCGGAAGGAAGGUAAGCCGAAGCAGAAGGCCAGCAGCAGAAGCGAGGAGCGUUCGCAGUAUGAGGCGAUGCUAAAGACUGUGCAGUGUGGAACCGGUCCGGCGGGCAAACAGGUGGAGCUCAAACGUGCAUCGCUAAGCCUCGGCCAGGUGUACAUUCUGCUCGGGGUGCUGCUGAUGGGAAUGUUUGUGCUCUCGGCCGGCCUGCUCGCGUACGUCGAUGGCCGCCUGCCACCGGUCGCCCCCGGCCAGCCAGCGCAACAGCUUCCGGUGCAGGUGGUGGCGGCCCCCUCGGCGGAUGAAUUGCGCCGCCAGGUGGAGUCGCUCGUGAGCGCCUACUGGAAGCAAAACAUCGAUAAACUCAGCGGGGAGCUGCUGGCGUACGUUAGACGGACCGUGCCAGAAUUUAGUACGUCAUUGCCUUACUUAGAAGCGAAUCAGAGAGUACAAAACGAACGCAAAAUGUCGUCCCGGGAGGGAUCGCCGGCCAGAGUGAAGCGCGAUCUGAACCCCUUCGACGAUAACCUUGUGCCGGAUCAGGAAGGUCCGAAUGUGGAGUUCUUCAACCCGAAGCUGCGGUCCGAGCUGGAGAAGAAGGACGGCGAGAUAAUGAAGAAGACGGGCCUGAAGGGGGCAGCCCCCGGAGGUGAUACCUGGGUUUGGCUGACGAGCUACUCUCGCAUUCCGUUCGAUGCCAUCACCGGCUUCUGCCGAGCGACGAAGGAAUACUGUCCACCGGGACCCCCCGGACUGCCCGGCAUCCCGGGUCCGAAGGGCAACCGGGGCGAUCCGGGCCUGCCAGGGCCGGCGGGGGUGGACGGGCGCGAAGGAAAGCCGGGUCCGCGGGGACCCAAGGGCGAGAUCGGCUACCCGGGCAACCUUGGGCUCGACGGGCGGGACGGAGUGCCGGGUGAGCCCGGUCUGGACGGUGUCCCGGGACGGGCGGGGGCCGACGGGAUUCCGGGCAAGGAUGGCAAGGACGGCAUUCCCGGUAUCGACGGACGCCACGGAAUCGAUGGCAAAGACGGACUACCGGGACCGAUGGGACCACCAGGGCCACCCGGGCUGCCUGGACCACGCGGAAUCCACGGCCCGAAGGGCAAACCGGGCCGGCCGGGUACGAACGGCACCCCGGGAACGCCCGGCAUCAACGCGUGGAAGGUGAAGGUGAACGAUACGUUCUCGAACGAGCUGCUCGUCCCGCCGUCCAUCGCCGGCUCCGGCACCGUCGAGGCCCUCCGCCCCAUCGUGGUGCACGAGGGGACACACCUGCGGCUACGAUGCGCCGCCACCGGGACACCCCGACCGCACGUCGAGUGGCGCCGGGCGGACGGGAAAACCAUUUCCAACGGUGCCUGGGAAGCGACAUCGAUGGCAGGCCACACGCUCAACAUCACCAAAAUCAAUCGAGUGCACAUGGGCGCGUACCAAUGUCUGGCGGACAAUGGCAUCUCACCCCCGGCGAACCAGACGUUCAACAUCGAAGUGCACUUUGCACCCUUGAUACGCGUGCGGAAUCAAAUGGCGUACGCACACAACGGUUCCACGGUGACGUUCGUCUGUGAGGUGGAAGCAUUCCCCGAGGCACUGAAGUACUGGGAACGCUAUCCCGGCGGGCGGCUGCUGGAGCAUGGCGAUAAAUUUCAGAUGGAAACCCAUUACGACGGCUACAAAUCCGUUAUGCGGUUGAACAUCACCAACAUCCGGCCGAACGAUUUCGGCGAGUAUCACUGCGCGGCGAAGAACGAGCUCGGCGUGACCGAGGCCGAGUUUCAUCUGAUGGAGCACUCGCCGUACAUCAUCCGGCCGCCGGGCUCGACCGACACCAACGUGUACGGCACCAAGCCACCGGAGAAGGAGUCGUACGAGGACAUCUGCGGACCGCCGACGACCUGCCCGGAGUGUCCGGAUCCGAGGGACCUCAAGUGCAAAGAUAACAUCGUGUCGAUGUACGAUCUGUUCUCUGGCAGUCUGGAAAUCAAACCCAUCGGAAAUGUCAGCUUCACCGGAUUACCCAACAGGACGACAGACUGUGUCCUGUACGCGGUCGGCAAACCGGUCUACCACAAGUACACCGAGCAGUCGUACGGCGCCUGGCUGAAGGAUCCGGCCGCCCGGAGCGAGGUGAUGGAGGGCAAAGUUUGGGCCACCAGGGAGAACGACACCCACCGGCUGUACGAGUUCGUCAACAAGACCACGUACCGGAACAAUGUCGCCACCAAGACGUACCGGCUGGAGCGCCCCUUCCGGGGCAACGCACACGUCGUCUACAACGGUUCGUUCUACUACAAUGAACGCAACUCGCCGCGAAUCAUCAAGUUCGACUUGAACGUGGAACGACAGACAGCAAUGAACGAGCUCGAGGGCGCCACGACGAACGGUUCCAAUUAUCUGUACACCACCGAAAUUAAUUACAUGGACUUCAACGUCGACGAUAAUGGGCUGUGGGUGAUUUACGGUACGCCAGAUUCGAACAACACAAUGGUUGCCAAGCUGAACGAAAAUAAUUUGACGGUGCAGUACGGCUGGAACAUUAGCGUGAACCAUCACAAGGUGGGCGAGAUGUUCAUCGUGUGCGGCGUCCUGUACGCGAUCGAUUCCGUCACCGAGCGGAACACCAAGAUUCGGCUCGCCCUCGACCUCUACCACAGCAAGCUGCUCGAAGUGAACCUCGUGUUUACGAACCCGUUCCGGAAGACGACCACCGUCGGAUAUAACUACAAAAGCAAGGAGCUGUACACAUGGGACAAGGGCAAUCAGUUGACCUACCCGAUCCGCUACCACGAGAUAGGAUACAACACGACCGCCACGGAGAAGACGGACGACACGCUCAACCCCCAGAUGCAGACCGGCUACGACAUCUACAACGACCACGACGCCGAGGCGGAGGACGUGCCCUAGGUUUGGCUCGCCCGAUCCCGGUGGAAGCUGUCAAAGGGACGCUUCAGGCGCUAGUUGCGUCCUGGCUGCGGUUUGAAGAUUUUCUUUUUCCCUUUCACAAUCCAUCUGGAACGGGCUUUCGUUGCGUUGCUUUAGGUGUGGGUGUGUGAUGGGGCCCGAUGCAAAUCUAUCCGAAAGAACAGUGUGUUGAUGGAAAAAAAAAACAUAAAUCGAAAUAAAUCCUUAAAGGACCUUCAUCCAUCAGCAAAUCCCUCUUUUCGUCGGUGUCGUACAUCCCCAACUCACACGAUGGCGUCGCUGAUAAACUCUAGCAGAUGGAAAUCCAAAGAAAACGAGAACAAAAAGCAAAUAAAAGAUGUAAAAAUGAAACAAUCGUGGGAGUCAGUCACACGCGUCCCAGUGUUUACAAGAUGAGGGGACAAAAAUGGCCAACACAUAUUUUUAAAUGUUCGUAUACACCUAACCAUAUACAGAUCAAAAGCAAAGUGAAAGGACUUAUGAUAUUAAAAACAAAUAGAAGAAAUCAAAGAGUAUCGACACAAUUCAGUGGGAUAAACCGAGAGAGUAAAAGAGAGAAAGAGAAAGAAAGAAAGAGAGGAUUAUGACUCAACAUUUUCUAGCAAAAGAAAAGUGGUGGAAAGUUUUACUAAUUGAAAAUGAAGCGUACAUGAAU
This is a messenger RNA of Anopheles coustani, 3733 nucleotides long. RefSeq lists its product as uncharacterized. Lineage: Eukaryota; Metazoa; Arthropoda; Insecta; Diptera; Culicidae. Gene Ontology annotation, biological process: signal transduction. Bases 1 to 3060 code for a protein of 1019 amino acids. The transcript is spliced from 16 exons. The record is from RefSeq and is a predicted model, not a curated record.